This is a messenger RNA of Spodoptera exigua (beet armyworm), 8963 nucleotides long. The record is from the annotation of a GenBank genome assembly. Lineage: Eukaryota; Metazoa; Arthropoda; Insecta; Lepidoptera; Noctuidae.
AUAUAAAAAAAGUUUAGUCCACUAAAAUUAUUUACACUAAUUGCCAAUGCAACGAAAAUAAAACAAUAGGUACCUAUCCUAUCACUUCGCGUAGGUAUUCCCGAUUCCCGAUCCCGUACGAUAACGCACGGACGCGGACGCAGGUCAGCCUUGAACUAACUAAAUAAAUAAAUAUUGCAUUUAUUUUGUAAAUCGCAAAAUCAUUUUUUUACCUUUCUUUUCUAUCUUGAUCCUAAAAGCAAUAACUUUAUGACCGAAAUUAGUUUGCAUUGUUUACUAAAACCAACUAGACAAAGUACUUUACAAAAGAAAACCAGUUUAAUACUUGCAAUGUUCACAUACCGCAUUACGACUUUAAGCCCUACGCACCAGUAAUAGAGAUCCUUUUGUACUGACGUAUAUCAGUUUAUAAUGGUCAAACACUUAUUUUGGGUAGCGAGAAAGUGCGACAGAACAUUCUAAGUAGUGAGGUGCGAAAGAGAUGUCUAGAUUUUCCGAUGAGACACCGUGACGCCAGCCGCUCAACGCUGUGUCCGAGAACGACACAGAUACAAAAUGACAACGAUUGAAUGAGUUGUUAAAGAUAUAAAUGAUACACUGAUACAUUCAGAUUUGAACUGAUACAAAGAGUGAGUGAUCAGAACGGAAAGAUACAUAUCAUUUUUAUCUAUCACUCCUGACUUACCCAUCUCUAUGUGACUCAUUAUAGCUUCAUUGUCAAGCCAUCAAUAUUAAAAAAUAAUGUCAAGAAAUAUAGUUUUUGAAGGGUGGUUAACAAAGUCUCCACCAAACAGGCGUAUUUGGCGAACGGUGAGCUCAACUUUAGCUUGGCAUUUUGCUUUUGUUGACAGAAGAUGGCGCAGACGCUGGUUUGCCUUGCGGCAAUCUGGCGAGCUCCCUGGCCAGUAUUUUUUAGAUUACUAUGCCGAUCGGAACUGCCGUCGUCUCAAGGGCACAAUCGAUCUGGACCUUUGUGAACAAGUCGAUGCUGGUCUUCAUAUGGAACGGCACGGACAAGCUCCUUUCAACCCUAGUAUCCGAGGAUCUGUCUUCACAAUCCAAACUCAGCGAAGAACAUAUCACUUAGAGGCUGAUUGUGAAGCAGAGAUGGAGAAGUGGGUAGAUGCAAUUUGUCGGGUCUGUGGCCUUCGUGCUACCCUCGAUGUUCCUGCUGGUGCUUCCAGACAUAAUAAUGUCAUUGAUCCAAGCAGUGUCCACUCGACCAAUAUGAGUGACAAUAGCGAGUGCCCCGAUGGUACGGGUCCUUACAUACCCAUCUCCGAGUGCAUCACGGGUGUCCGUGCUCAGGAUGAACAAAGACACUUUACGUUUGAGGAGCGGAACAUCAUAGUGAAUACUCGGGGCGAUGGUCAUCAAUAUACGAGUCAUCCUCAAAUAAGGGUGAAUGCAGAACUUUCUGAGAAUGAUUCGAAUAUGAGCGAGGACGAUGACGGCUCUUUGCACGCCAGCCACCAGAAUUUACAUUGGUCGGUGACGAAGACUUUCACUAAACUGUCUAUAGCACCCAAAAGGAAUGGUUCCGAGGAAGGACCCCCUGUCCCGCCGCGACCACCAAAGACAUUUGCUGGCAGAAGCAGGGAAACCCUGACUAAGGACCAUUUCCAGGGGCCUAAAAUACAGGAGCCCACCGAGGUAGCGCCGGAACCUCCGACUCACCAGCGGUUACGAGUACCCCGUCGCAUGUCGCAGGGCGCUCCGUCCUCUCCGCGUUCGCUCCUCAAUGCUCGCUGCCCCGAAGAAGAAGAAGAUUUCUCCCCAGUACAAGCUUCGAUGCAGUACUGCAACCUCCCUAGCUUGCCGCCGGCAGUAGACAGAGCGCUAAAGCCGCGUCACUCUAGCCAUAGCAUAGGACAGUACAACUCAUACGUGGGCCAGGGUACCCUGAGAAUCGGUAAUGUAGAUGACAUCAAGCAAGACGCUCUACAAUAUUUGGACCUGGAUUUACACCCUUCGAAACCGACACCAACGAAGGAGCGCCCAGAGCCGCGCAAUAGGUCCGAGAUUUCACAUGGUAAGAGCUUGUCCUCGGUUGACACAGAUGCGUACAAAACCGUCGACUUCCUCAAGACUGAAGCAUUCAACAUCACCCGCCAGGACGCCGAAGCAUCGAGGAGUUUCCAAUACUAGCAUCCGCCUUCUCCCAAAGCAUCGAAGUCAUCCUGGUUUCAAUGCUUCUGUUGGGGAAAAUAGACACAUUAUAACAAAAUAACAAUAGUGACGUGUUCAGUGCCCAGUGUCCAGUGGAAAGUAAAGUAAGUCGCAUUUAUGAAAUUUGAAGAAAAAGACUUUUGAAAAGCUUUAACCGACUUUAAUAAGCUUUAAAAGUUACAUGAUUGUUUAAGCCGGUAAGGACGGCCGAGUUCAUAGAAUAAAACAAUAUAUUAUAUAUAGCAAUAAGAACAGUAUUCUUGUAAAUUUGUCUGUAAAGCACAUCACCUUUGCAUUUCAAGUAGAUAGUUUUAUGUUAGCUUCAAUUUCUCAAUACAUUUUGCAAUGCAGCGAUAUUAUGUUGCAAACUAUUGUAGUUCUGUCAUAUUUUUCUUAUAAUUAGGACGAUGAACAGAUUAUUUUGUGUUCAAUUAAUAGGUAUAUACCUAAUACUUUAAAUAUUUAUUACCCACAGUUUAUUUCAAUAUAAGUAUUGUAUAUGUACUUAAUAGCGUUAAUUAAUUAUAAUUUUCGCUUUAUGCAUGACACGGCUUUUUCGUUAGCGGAUAAGGCAGUAUAUUUGAUGUUACCAAUAUAUAAUUAGUACAUUAAUGGAAAGCAUACAUUACAUGCUAUUUAAAAUGUUGUAUUUAGGGCUUAAAAAAAGAGUAAUCUUUAGUAUGGAUUGUAUUUACAACUUUUAUAUUGGGUCCUGAUGAACGAGUAAGUAAUACCACUAUAUGCGUUUAUAGGGUAUAUUAAAUAAUAAAAUAGGUUCACACAAAAAAUUAAAUUAAAAAAGGAUAUACCUUAUCGGCGGUAAUGAAACCAUAGCGCAUCUCGAUCCCAACGCCAUGUAUCGAGCCUUGGGGCAACAUUUGCGCAAUUUUAAUUUAACUCAAGUAUAAAUUCUAUUGAUCACUUCGAGCUCAACUCGGCUUCGAGUACAACCCCGAACAUACCGCCCACCAGGAACAUUUUGCAUAAUGUCCUUCUACGCCGCCCACCGUGCACAAUAAAUUUGAGGCUGAUGUAGUACAAAUAACAAGCAAAAUAAUAUUUUCAAUAGCCAAAUAAGAAAUAACUACAACUUACCCAUACUUCCAGGUAUUAAUAACAACAAAUGACAUUAAACUAAAUCUUAAUAAAGUACACUUUCUGACAUUCUACAGAGCUUACAACUAAUUUGCUACAGGCAAUACACAUGAUUUAGAUGUAGGUCUUCAUGGUUUGCUGAUUAAGUACGGAUUGUGACUACACGAGUAAUACCGUCUGUCCAGGGAUGUUUUUGCAAGAUCCUAUCCAACAUCCACUUGCCGGGAAGCAUAUUAUCCUCCUGUUUCCCCUGAAACUCCUAAUACUAUAAAGGGGAGAUUUUUUUAAAUUUAUCCUUUUCAAAUUGUUUGAAAGUAAGAUACACGACUUUAUCCUUUAGUUUUCUAAUUUCUGAAAAUCCCAAAAAUGUUUUAUUACUGAUACUAAAAUCCAUACAGUUCUUAUUCAAUAACAGCGAUUGCAUUAGUUAAAGAGAUUUUCCGGUCAAAUGAAGUUUCCCAGUCAAGGCUACACGGCCUUUUCUAAGAUCCUUCCAUUGCGGUAUCUUAUUAACGUCAAAGAAAGCCUUAUAAUCACCGUCAGACAUUGAUGUUGCAUUAACGUGAGAAAUUUUUAUCUUCCUCGGUGUGUGGAUCUAUAAACAUCCUCACAACUCGAAACUUUUCUGGAGAAAGAUCGCACCCCUCCCGCAACUUCCCAAUGUUUAAAACAGAAGCUCUACAUUUCAAGUCGUAAAACUUCUUAUGGACAUCCAUGACGAUGACUGAUGAGAAUCUCCAAUACUCGAUUAUCUCUCUAGCACUGUUCCAAAUUACACCGUCCGGGCUAAGUCCGGAUACGAAAUUCGGUUUAAACUACGGUUUAAGAUACGAAAAAAAAACUUCCUAUACAAAGGAAGUUUUUUUUCCCACAAUGCCAUUACAGACUUCGGUUCUCCACGCAAUUUGAUAACAAUUAGACAUUUUAAUAUUUUGCAAAAGCUGCUUAGCCUCUUCAGUCAGAUGUCUUAAAAUUAGACUUAGCUUUUAACAUUUAAGCUCUUAAUGUCCACUUGCAGAUCGCUAAAGGUUUCCAUUUUGUUAAGAUAAAAUGCAAACAAUUAUUUUCAUAACAAAGUAACAAAUGAUUUGAAAGUUGGAAAGUUGGGACCGAAAUUGUGGCAUAGGUUCCCUGUCGAAACCACUUUUACUAAAAACGUUUCAUAAUUAGAGACAACGAUUUGACAUUUCGAGUGUUGCAAGUUUUUUCCAUUUCAUAAAUAGUGAAGUCCCGCGACCGGUAUUGACCGAAAGACCGGAAUUAAAUUCUGGACUUCGUGCAUUUUAAAAGCUUUAUUAUUUUUAGCUACUUUCCCUGGUACCUUCCGGUGCCCAUACUAACUCAGUCGGGUUAAAAUCACAAUGGUAAGGAGGCAACCGUGAAAUAGUGAACCCCCUUUUAGCCGCCAUCAGUCCACGACGUAUCGUUCAUAAAAUACUCUUCUCUUUCCGGGAAAUCUCCAACAGCUCGGCUUUCAGCAUUGGUUCCUCAAAUAUAAUGUUUUUCUUUUAGCCAGUCUUGGAUUUCGCAUUUUUAUUUUAAAUUAUUAUUAUUAAUUCGACUAAACUAAAAAACAUCAUCGCAACGUUGUUUUAUUUUGCUCAGGGUAUUUUAUAAAAAAAACGGUAUCGGUAUUUUAUUUAAAACAUCGUACUCGAGCCCAUCACUAUGUUAAAAAAUCUGGCCCCAUUAUUUUGUAGUUUGACAUUUGUUGUUGUCUCUAAUUAUGGAACGAACUACAAGACAAGUUCUAAACUACUUCUAACUACGAUUGUAAAAUUUCAAAUUUUAAAAGUCCAAUAUAAAAAUGUUCUAUUAAUUGUUGACUUCUAUCUUCCUGAUAUUUAAUAAUUAAAAGUACUCACAGUAUUUCUUUUCAAACUCACAGCGCGAUAUUUGCACUUCACUACACUUCUCACAUUAAAUAGCGAUUUCUUGCGCCAUACACGUGGCGCCCCCUGCCGGCGCCUCACACAACGCUCACUGCUUGUAAGCAACUCACGAGUGUCGCCCCGCACUUCCCUUCCUCUGGCUGCUGCUGCUCUCGAGUCGGUUCCACCUCCAGCUCCGGGUCCCCACUGAAGGAGCUGCUCUGGACAGCGAUCCACUGCCCAGUAAUGACGCGAAGGGUGGUAAUCUCUACCACCACCGGAGCCCACCCAAAAUACUCGCGACCACUCCGGCUCGAAGGACCAUGGACCUAUAACUUUUAUAUAAAAAUUCUGAUGAACGAGGACUAGAUAAUACCACUAUAUGCGAGUUUAUAGGGUAUAUGACAGAACAACCUAACACAAAAACAAAAAAAUAAAUUAAAAAGGGUAUAUUAUCGGUGGUAACGAAACCAUAGCGCGAUCUAUCCAGCCUUGGGACAACAUUUACGGAAUUUUAAAUUAAACUCGAGUAUAAAUAUGGCAGUUUCCAGCUAGUCGAAUUCAAUACUUUUAUCCAAAUUUCGAAAACGAUACUUUUCUAUGAAAUUUGUGUGAAAUACUGAGUUUGUAUUAGAGUAGAGUAAUACGUCAUAAUAUUUUUGAGUCAAAUAGCAUACCUAUUUCUUAAAAAUUAACUAAAAAAUAUGUUAUUUUGCAACAUUUUAUUGUAUUGAAACGUUAAAUUAAUUUAUUUUUGACCUAAGAAACUACCCAAUUCUAUUGAUCACGCUAUGGCUUCGAGUACAACCCCGAACAUUUGUGCAUCUGAAUAAUCUGAAGUACAAAUUUGUGCUCUAUUAUUCAAGAAUUAACAAAACAAAAAAUAAGGAACCUCAUAAAGAUUGCUCUCGUGCGUUUAAAGGACCUUUUACCCUUUGUAUUAUAUUAUGUAGGGUUAACAACUAGUCAUACAUUUCUUUCGUGCAUGUAUUUGCAACUGACAGACAGUGCAGGAGAUCUAUACUUUUCCUAAUUAAAGAAAAUGUUUAGAUUUAAUUAUAUAUUUCACGUGUCAGCGUAUAAACAUUAACCAUGUACUAUGUAUAUUUAUAUACAAUUAUUAAAAAUAAAUAUCUGAGUAUUGAUAGUUGUUAGUGUCACGACUCAUCUUGAUGUUUGAUGGAGACCAACGCGGUCAUUAGAAUAAGAUGACGUAAUCAUUCACCAGGACAUUACUUAGGUAGAAUAUCACCAAAACUUUGAUUUGAACCGUGUUUAGUAUAUAAAUUAGUAACUUAUUAAAUUUUGGGACUGGAUAUGAACUCGGUGUCUUGUGGAAAGCAAACAAGCUAUUAAAAAUGUUUCUGAUGACUUACUUAAAAUAAUGCUUAAAAUAAUUGUACUCGAUAAGCGGUCUCAAUCCGCAUCACGGUAUGUGUCGCAUAUGACAUUUGAUUAUAUGUAUGUGUAAAUUAAAUAUCAAUUUUAAUGUUCUAAGGAAUUUUCCUGUUUUAAUAAGAUAAAUAUCUUCGAACGCACAAGAAGACAAUUAUGAGGAUGUAACAGUAUUAAAAUAGGUGUUAAAUUAAUCGGCUCUGUAUUUGACGUCUCGCUGUCUAGAUAUAUAUUAUAUAUGUACACUUAGUGAAUGUAUUACAAGCAUUCUUAUACCUGUUACAGGAUAGCGAAGCACAUUUUUAACAAUUAUUGACACAAUUUUGUAGAUGUGUUUUCUCUCAAAAGCGGUCUUACCGCAUUUUUUCUCUAUUUGCCAUGACAAUUGUAAGAAUUGCAAAUGAAUAUUAAUUGUAAAGCUAUCCUUUAAUAGGUAUUUUUAACUUAUCUUUGAAAGAUCUUUUGGAAUAAGGAUUGAUUGGUCAGGGAUUAUAUGAGUUUGUGCUUAUAAGCACCGUUGCGUGUCUUCAAAGUGAGGGUAACUAAUAUCAUAUGUGUUCUAUGUCGUGGUAGAUUCUUUGCCUUUAUGUAUUUUAAUGUAUUCUGUCCAGAGUGCCUGUUCUGAAAGAAUAAGGGAAUAUUGACGUUAUCUGUAUCUGUUGCUCAUGGGGCUGAUCUCAUUCACUCUAACUGUUAUAAGUAGUAAGAUAAUUAUGUGUAUUUGUCAGCAUGUAUUAAUGCGACAUCACAAGUGGAUAUGUAGUAAAUAUUGUAUGUAAACCCCCAAAGCAACAGAUGAUAUAAACAGUUUUCCAUCGACGAGGUGACAUGUCAUUUCUAUUGCUGAUACCUGUACUUUUGUAAACAUAUACAUAUACAAUAUUGCAAAGAAUUGCUUGAUAGUACAUGUUCAAUGUAAAAUGUGCGGUACACCACGGUACUUACGAUUGUAAAUAAAUGAAUUAACAUUACAUUUACGCGACUUGUCUAGAUAAGAACGUCUGUCUAUGUAUUACAUAUUAUGGCUCCCAUAAGGUACCCUAUAUAUAAAACUAUAUAUUUCGUUUUCUUAUUACAUCUCACCUUGUCGUGAAAAACCAAAUUACGAUGAAGCGUCGGUAAAAUUCAUAAGUAAGGAUAAGAAUUAUAUUGAUGGACUGUUUGAGUGGCCUACAUAGGAAUGUUCAUGGUUAUUAUAUAAUAUAAAUAUAUAUUAUUGUAAAUUAUAUACUUGUUGACUGUUGAAUCGAAACUUCAUAAUAUAUUUAUGUAUAUAUGUAUAAAAGUAUGUAUUUCGUAUUUCUUACACACUUGUAAAACUGUUGGUUCAUAAUUGUCCGAAUAUAACUUUUGGAACUCGUAUUAAAAUUAUAUUAUGUAACGUCUAACGAUGGGUGCGAUAGUUUGGUCUCUAUUGAGGAGUAGCUAGGUUUAAAAGGAUAUUAUACACUGAAACGCAGGGGUCCAAGUAACGCGUGUGAUGGGGUCUUUCUGUAAACUCUCUCGUCUAUAGACAGUGCUUUCCACCGACUUAACUUGCCAACUAUACUUAAACUUGUUUCUAAAACUUUGAAAGAAAUAAGGAACUAUUAUCAAUGAUCAUUCCGAACUAUAUACGCCUUCAUCUGGCGGAAAUUUUACACUUUUCCAUGGUGUCUUAAGCCUGUCGGGACAAAAGAGUGAUUAGUAUAUGUAUACAUAUUAGUAUGUAUGUAUUUAUGUAUAUAUUAUACGGUUUUAUGAUAAAUGAAUGUUAUCCAGAUCAUGGAAAAUCGAUUGUUGAUGUAGUAGACAAAUUUUUAAACUCUUUCUUGAUGUUGUUAAAUGCUUGCACAGCGUUAUGUAUUAAUUUUUAUUGUUCUUAAUACUUUUUGAAUUGACGAUUGGUGAAGAACCACCGAGAAACUUGACUUUAAUGAUUGCCUACGUAAAAGGCCUAAUUUGAAAGACUUUGUUCUAGUUCAAAAAUAUUAAUGGCAAGGUUUUCCAAAAUGAUGAUUAUCUGAAAUCCAAUGACACAUUGUUUGUCUUGAUAUAUAAUAAAUGCAAUAUGUAUUGGAUGAAAUCCCCGUUCUUAUCGUUUGAGGUAAUUUUCCGCUAAAACCAAAGUACGGUUCAAUCACAUUUAUUAGAAAUCACAAUGUUAUUUAAUUCUGUUACUUGAUACCAAAAGAGCGUUAUAAAUAAAGCACACAAUUGCGUGUCUUUGUAUUUUACGAUAAAAUGUUUGUUAAUAUUGUUUUAUAUGUAUAAUUAUUUCGUGCUUUUUACCUUUAUGUACAAAAUAUUAAAUGGCUCACAUUAUUUUCAAAUAAGGUUACAAUUUAAUUAUACUUUAUUACUUUAUGGUUUAUUAUUUUAAGAAUUUGUUUUAGAUUAUAAAUUAUUUGCUUUCCUUACACAAUGUAGAUGCAAAUAAAUGUGUACGUGAAA